GUCGAAGCAGACAUUUUUCCAUGCAAGAUAUCCCUUGCAUAAAUUAUGUUCAUGACGUAGGGCAAAAGGCCAGAUUUGUUGUAAUAUUGGUGGUAUUUUCCAUUGGUCUUUACAGCAGAAGUCGAUUUUAGAUGGUAUCUUGAGGAAUAUAGGUCAUCUGAAUUGUAGUACCGAAGGGACCGUCAUUAAAUAUUAAGAAAGAAAGGAUCUUCACGUUGCCAACCCUCCUUAUCAAUGCAAAUGCCUCUUUUGUGUGCAGCCAUAGCGCCUAUCUGGAGCGGUGAGAUGAAUUUUUUAUUAUAUGUGACUAAAACAAACUGUGGCAAAGAUUUUUAAAAGAGGAGAACCUCAGAAAAUAAGACACAUUUACGAAUGUCAAGACAGUGACUGCUUGGUGGUGAGAGCACUGAACCAUGGACCUUCAGGAUCUCCCUGCUGCUGACACACCCCUCACUGUCAAUGAACAGCCAUUCACUGUCUGACUGCAGACAUUUUUUCAGCCAUUAGGUUCCUGCCCAUUGAAAUUCCUUACCAAAAACAACCAGGUGAUCGUGAUGUCUGGUCAUGAGACGAUCCGUGUCCUGGAAGUGGAGGUAGAUCAAGCCUCUCUUCCAUCCUUAAUGCCUGAUGGGAGGACUGAUUUGGGGGGUGAGGAUGUGAGUAAUCAGGCUAAGCAGCCUGAGGCAGGAACACAGGACAGCCCGCCAGCACCCCACAACACUGGGGGAGUAGGUGAGCCCUUUGUAGGAUACCGAUACGUGCUGGGGGACCAGGUGGUGGCUGUCGAUUCUGCAGCCUCUGCGGUCCAGACUCUUGCUCAGACUGCAGUUCCCAUCAGUGUCUCCCUGUCGCAGCCACAGGCCACCAUGCCCAUCACUGUGCAGAGCUUGCAGGGCUGUCAACAGGUCCUGACCCAGGAUGGUCUGGCCACUCUGAUGACAGGGAUGAUGGCCCAGACAGGCUCCCUGGGCCAGCCCCUGCUCAUCCCCCUCAGCAUGGCAGGGUCCAUGGGGGGCCAGGGCCUGGCUGUCCUCACCUUCCCCACCAGCAACGUAGCCACACUCCCUGGCCUUUCAGCUGCCAGCCAGUCCGGAGGCCUCCUCAAACUACCCUUUGCCGGCUUGCAAGGCUUACAAGGCUUGCAAACAGCCACGGUGCUAAACCCUGUCCAGACCCAGCAGGCGGUUUUCCAGUCUCAGACAGCAUCACUACAGCAGGUCCAGGCAGCUAUGCAGCAGGCUCAGCAGAACACGCAGGUGGCUGCAGCACAACUGACCCAGGCCAUGCCGUCCGUCUCUCAGCCCAGUGUGUCUGUGUCAACACUCCAGUCUGCAGGCCUCUCCAUCAACCCUGCCAUUAACAAUAUGUUCUGGAUGCCUCCGUUCCUCUCCUCUCAGAUCAGUGCUGCGUCUCUAGGGGCUCAGCCUCAGUUCAUCAGCUCCCUCACUUCCACUCCCAUCAUCACCAGUGCCAUGUCUGGAAUCACCAGCCAGAUCAUCACCAACGCACAGGGACAGGUGAUUGGAACCAUCCCCCUGAUGCUGAACCCUGCCUCACUGACAGGAGGGGCUGCUACUCAGGCUCUGAAUCUCCAGGGCUUUCAAGGCCUGCAGGUCCAGACAGUCCAGCCACAGCUGGUUCUGAACAACCAGGGCCAGAUCAUUGCCACCAUAGGAAAUGGACCUGCUACAGUCCCCACUUCUGCUGCUAUUAUUCCCAAGCAUAAUGUUCCUGUGACAUUCUCAAAGCCCAGCACCCAGGCUCAGGUAACAACUGUUACGCAAUCACCUGUGAUCAUCGCCCCACAACCGUUUGCAAUGAAGACAGUCACUCCAAUCUCCUCCUCAGUCCAUAUCACCUGUGGAGACACACCCACCGUGGGACAGCUUGUCAGCAAGCCACAGCAAGGGUGCACGGAUGAGGAGGGCAUUAAUCUGGAAGAGAUUCGAGAGUUUGCCAAGAACUUCAAGAUCCGCCGGCUGUCCCUGGGGCUGACGCAGACACAAGUGGGACAGGCCCUCACGGCUACAGAGGGCCCGGCCUACAGCCAGUCUGCCAUCUGCAGGUUUGAGAAGCUGGACAUUACACCCAAGAGUGCUCAGAAACUGAAGCCCGUGCUGGAGCGGUGGCUGGCCGAAGCAGAGCUAUGGAACCAAAAGGGUCAGCAGAAUUUGAUGGAAUUUGUGGGUGGUGAGCCGUCCAAGAAACGCAAGCGUCGCACCAGCUUCACCCCGCAGGCCAUCGAAGUGCUCAACACCUACUUUGAGAAGAAUGCCCUGCCAACGGGCCAGGAGAUUACGGAAAUCGCUAAGGAGCUCAACUAUGACCGUGAGGUUGUCCGUGUAUGGUUCUGCAACAGGCGGCAGACACUGAAAAACACCAGCAAGAUCAAUGUGUUUCAAGUUCAGCCUUAAUCCUGUGCAGUAAGCGGCCGUUGACUAGUAGGAAAGUUGGAAGGACAGCAUAAUCAGCUCAAGAAAAACGUUUUGUAAAGACCGUAACACAGUCAAGCUUAGUAAGUAAAAAAUUAUAUGGACUUUGGGAAGGAUAAGGACACUGAAUGACACUUGAACCGAGUCUUACUAUAUGGACAUAGAAAACUCAGUUAUCUCUUUUUGUUUUGACGUGUGUGUGUGGGGGGGGGAGUGAAAGAAAGACAUUGCAUGUGAAACGUGAUUGGGUUAAUGUUCACAGACCCUCUUGUCAGUUUGACAACCUCUUGUUUCAUUUAUUGAUAUAUUAUGCCAUUUGUAAAGCAAUGGCUAGAAUUUUGAUACACCUGGUUUUAUACACUUACCAUACUGUUUUGUAAGUGGCUGUCUAUGAAUUUUAUAGCAAUGGCCUUUAAAGAUAUUUGCUUACAGUUGUACAACAUCCAAUCAAUCUGUUCUGAUAUUAUGCGGGUGCCACCAAAAAUAUAGGUUUGGAACUGGUACGCACAAUAUUUGUGCGUCUAACUUUCUCACUCAUCAUUAUUCACAAUUCAUUCAGGAUUAUCCGUAAUCAUGGUAGAAGUGUUUAGAAACAUAUUAUUUUCUUAUUUACAAUAACAGUUACUCCAAAAUGAAACAAUCCAUUACUUACCAUUCAUUUCUAUUUGGCAUAAAAUAAUCUGAAACACAACCAAAACAUAAACAGCAAAUGCAUCCAAAAGCAAUGCCCCUUUGUUUACCAUAGUGAAGGUUCUCAUUUUGGAUUAGUUCACCUAUAAAGACACACAUACAUUAUUUCAAAUAGUUAACAGAUGUCAGCCCAGCAUGGUCCAUCAGCAGACGUCACACAGUGAAGAGUUUAAAACAUUGCCUGUCUCAAAUGAGUCAGGUGUCCGUGUGGUUGAAUGUGUACUGUAUAUUGAGAAUACUUACAUGACAAAAAUAAUUAUCUAAUUAAAUCAAAUUGAUUGAAUAAUAGAACAUGACUAUGUGAAUUAAUUGAUUCAUAUGUUGUAGUUUUUGAUGAUUAUUAUUCAUGUAUAUGAAAUAUGGAUUCUUAGCUAAAAGGAAUGGUAUUUUAGGGACAAACAAAAAUUGAAGGAACUAAUGGCUUCCCUGCCCUUUUCUAUAACCUCGUAAUUGUUUGCACUUUAGAGAUAACUUAUCUCAAACAAGAUAACUAAUGAAAAGCCUUGAUUGCAGGUGAGUGCAGUCGACUGCAAUGGAAGGAUACAGCUUUGUAGGCAAAAGCUAAAUAAAGUGUAUUACAUUUGGAAAUCUAUAAUGUUUAUUGUUCUAGAAAAUGUUGAAUCUUCAUUGGUUUUUAUGUCUGGUCUAUCCAACAUAUUUGAAAAUGUAGCAAAUGGCAACUGGUUACCCAGCAUAUUUAAGUGGUUGAUAAUGUUUUGCUUGACAUACAUAUGCUAACAAUUUUUAAUGGUCAAACUUCUAUGCGUAAAUGAGCAUCAAUUUUGUAAGGUUAUCUUAAGCCUUUAUGGUACAUGACCGAAUGAGAAUAAACUACAAUAUUUAGUCCUUUGUGGUCCCAAAUGAAUAUAAUUCAUAUUCUGAUGUUUGUCUAUGUCUGUGAUAUGCCAUGCUGAACCGUGUAAUUCAUUUGUUCCCCAUAAUUGCCUUUUAAGAUUGAUAUUAUGUUUUCAGAGAGGAAGAAAAUAACUGCUAUAUGAAUCAUGUGUUAUGUUACACAACUGCCAUUUCCGAGGUAGCUAUAACCUAAAAUGUUUUUUUAGUAUUCUCCCCAGUGAAUUGUCUUUUGUCUGAAAAAUGUUGAGAUGACAGAAUGCAAAUGCAAAUCCAAUGUCAACACAGUUUAAUAGUGUAGUUUUCAGAUUUUAACUAUAUCACACAUUUUGUUGAUGUUGGGCAUAACACAUAUUAUUUACACUUGUUGUAUAAGGUGUGCAGUAUAGAACCAGCAAUACAUUUUAAUAGAUGAGGUCAUGAGAGUGACUAUUAUGUGAUUUCUGAUCUGGGCAUUCUAUGCCAAAUAAAGGCUUACUGAACACUG
Oncorhynchus tshawytscha (Chinook salmon) is the source of this 4461-nucleotide messenger RNA. Its product is annotated as POU domain, class 6, transcription factor 1. The record is from RefSeq and is a predicted model, not a curated record. Bases 555 to 2414 code for a protein of 619 amino acids. The transcript is spliced from 12 exons. Lineage: Eukaryota; Metazoa; Chordata; Actinopteri; Salmoniformes; Salmonidae. Gene Ontology annotation, biological process: regulation of transcription by RNA polymerase II. Gene Ontology annotation, molecular function: RNA polymerase II cis-regulatory region sequence-specific DNA binding; DNA-binding transcription factor activity, RNA polymerase II-specific.